GUAGCAUUUAAUCAACGGUAACAAUAAAAAUAUUUAUAAAUUAUAAAUUAUUUAUACUAAAGUUAAUUUAUUUUUGUUGAAGAUGAUGGAUUUGGAUGAGCAAAUACAAGUUGUUUAUACAUGUGGCGUUUGCAAUAUAAUUGUCGAGAUUAUAGAAACUCAUUCAUGUAUUGAAUCUUACGGAAAAAUAUAUUUCGAUGAUAAUAAUUACUUCUAUCCGAUGACAGAUACUGGAGCUAUCAUUCGUCGAAGUUUAUUAAAUGAUGGAACUGAAGCGGUAGUUGAAGAUGUUGAUGCAGAAAAUCAAAAUCCUAACGUAUCCGGAAAAAAGAACUCCUUAAAAAAAGCAGUACCAUCAAAAUCUCCUCAGCGACCGGUUUCUACGAAACGAAGCGAAAAGUUAGACGAUAUUGACAUUGAGCUUCUCAUUCUUGAGGUUGAGAAGAGAAUCCCAUUGUGGAACUUCACAAUCCCGAUCGAAGAACGAAGUAGAGAAACGGUCUCAAAUUUGUGGGAAGAAGUUUCGACAGCACUGAAUGAAAAAUUAGUGGCCUGGACGUUAAAAAAAAGUUUAAAAGCUUGAGAGAUGUAUACCGACGAAUAAUUCAUGCUGAACAACUACCAAGUGGCUCUGGACGCGUUAACCAAAAAGAGAAAUGGAAAUUUUACGCCCAAAUGGAAUUUUUACGGGAUACUUGCCUUGUUCGACCAACAAGUAGUAAUGUUAGCCGAGUUGUCGAAGGGGAGCAUGACGAAAAUGAAUGUGAUCAAUCGAUCGAUUUAAGUGAGAUCGUCGAGGAACAAGUCACUGAAGAGAGCAGUCAAACGCUUGAUGUUCAGCCAAAUAAAAAACCAAAGAGACGUUCUACAAAAGAUGAUGAUACGAUUAUCAUACUUAAUCGUAUUGCCGAUGCAAUUGCGAAAGAAGAACCACCCCCUGUAUUA
This is a messenger RNA of Cotesia glomerata, 945 nucleotides long. RefSeq lists its product as uncharacterized. The transcript is spliced from 7 exons. NCBI's taxonomy places the organism in Eukaryota, Metazoa, Arthropoda, Insecta, Hymenoptera, Braconidae. The record is from RefSeq and is a predicted model, not a curated record. Bases 83 to 583 code for a protein of 166 amino acids.